Molecule: messenger RNA, 4882 nt
Organism: Carassius carassius (crucian carp)
Lineage: Eukaryota; Metazoa; Chordata; Actinopteri; Cypriniformes; Cyprinidae
Gene: lnpep
Product: leucyl/cystinyl aminopeptidase
Exons: 19
Coding region: 343-3387 (1014 amino acids)
Biological process (GO): peptide catabolic process; proteolysis
Cellular component (GO): cytoplasm
Molecular function (GO): metalloaminopeptidase activity; zinc ion binding; peptide binding
Source: RefSeq, a predicted model, not a curated record
ACUAUCUCUUUAAACGGGGCAGCUAAAAGAGGGAAGUUAAACUCGUGUCGCUUGUUUGACAGCACUGAUUGCUACUUUCAGUUCGUGUCCGCUGUCGUAUCGAUAAAUAGUGUGCUACGAUGGCUCAAUAAACCGCUGAUCGAUUAAUUUAAUGCGGUGAAGUGACAGAGCUGUAGAUCAGGCUAACGAUGCUAAGCUAGCACCAGUUGAUCUGAGGUGUACCUGCGUUGAGUGACUGUGUGACUCUUCCGCCUUCCCAGGAUUAAAUACCCGCACUUUAUAUUGAAACAGGAUUUGUUUUGUUUUUGUUUUUACUUCAGACCUGCAUUUAAACAUUUCAUCAUGGAUCCGUUUGAAAGCGAAAGAGCUCCACAGCCCAGGAACAUGAUUGAGAACAGCAUGUUUGAGGAAGAGCCAGAUGUGGUGGAUUUGGCAAAGGAGUCCCCAUCCUACCCCAUCGACUCGGACGAUGUGGUCUAUGAACCCCGCAGCUCGCGACUGUUAGUCCGGGGCCUUGGAGAAAACGACCUGGAUGAAGACGAAGAAGAUUACGAAUCAUCUGCCCGUCUUCUUGGAAUGUCCUUUAUGAAUCGCAGUUCCAACCAGCGCAGCGCUGCCUCAUCCUACACCCGCCAGCAGCAUUCUGGGCCGUGCCCCAUGCCUUCGACUAAGACUAUGGUGAUGGGUGGUGUUGUCCUGGUUCUGGUGGUCUCCAUGUUAUUGGUGCUCUACUUCCAGCUAGGCUGCACUUUCACCACAGCGGGCUGCCAGAAGACCAAUUCGACAAUGGACCACAUCUAUCCCAAUUCCACAAACGGUGAUCCUUUCCCAUGGGCCGAGUUGAGGUUACCGCCCAGUGUGCAUCCUGUGCAUUACAAUAUUUCACUCCAUCCCAACCUGACCCUCAUGACCUUCCAAGGCAGUGUAUCCAUCUUAGUGCAAGUCUUGCAUGAAACGAAGAAUAUUGUCCUUCACAGCUCUGAUAUGAACAUAACCAAGGCCACUUUUGAAGGCAAAGAGGUCCACUUCCUGGAGUACAAACCUUGGCAGCAAAUCGCCUUCAAAUUUCCAGAAGAUCUUAAGAAGGGACAAUACGUUUUGAAGAUUAACUACACGGCAAACUUCUCCAGCAGCUAUGAUGGCUUCUACAACAGUUCAUAUGUCGACACAAAUGGUAUAAAAAGAGUUUUGGCUGCUACUCAGUUUGAGCCCUUGGCAGCCCGCAAGGCUUUUCCUUGUUUUGAUGAGCCAGCUUUCAAAUCAACUUUUACAAUUAAGAUGACCAGAGAAAGAAAGUACAUCAGCCUUUCAAACAUGCCCAAGGUCAAAACCACAGAUUUAAAAAAUGGACUUGAAGAAGAUGAGUUUGAGAAAAGUGUUCAAAUGAGCACUUACCUAGUUGCAUUUAUUGUGGCUGAUUUAUUCGGUGUCAGUAAAAAUGUCUCUAAUACUACGGUGUCAGUCUAUGCUGUUCCAGACAAAAAGGAACAAGUGCAGUAUGCUCUGGACACAGCUUGCAAACUGCUGGAGUUCUACAAUACGUUCUUUGACAACCAUUACCCGUUACGCAAACUGGAUCUAGUGGCUAUUCCUGACUUCCUCGCCGGAGCCAUGGAGAACUGGGGACUGAUCACAUUCCGCGAGACCACUUUGCUUGUAGGGAGUAAUUCUUCCUCUAUAGACAAGCAACUGGUGACCUCUGUCAUUGCUCAUGAACUUGCCCACCAGUGGUUUGGAAAUCUGGUCACUAUGCGAUGGUGGAACGAUCUUUGGCUGAAUGAAGGAUUUGCAACCUACAUGCAGUACAUGUCAAUUCAAACCGUGUUCCCAGACCUUGACAUAGGCACUGAAUUCUUAAAUGUUCGCUUUAAAGCGUUGGCCAAAGAUGCAUUGAACUCAUCCCACCCAGUGUCUACUGUGGUGAGCACCCCUGAGCAGGUGGCUGAGAUGUUUGACUCGGUGUCUUAUGAGAAGGGGGCUUCGAUACUGCUGAUGCUCAAUGCAACGCUGACAGAUGGGGUGUUUCGAAAAGGAGUGAUUGAGUACUUACAAAAGUAUAACCUGUCAAACACAGAAAGUGAAGACUUUUGGAACAGUCUUUCCCAGGUGAGCAAACAAAACUUGAGUGUAUCUGAGAUGAUGAACACCUGGACUGUUCAUAAGGGCUUUCCUCUGGUCACGGUGAAGAGAAAUGGCACUCAAGUGACACUGACUCAAGAACAUUUCCUUCUGAAUGCUGAAAACGGCACGGAAGACAGCAGCUUGUGGCAUAUUCCCCUGACGUACGUGACCGACAAAUGUAGUGUUCUCCGCUCCUGCAAGCAAGUGUUCCAUCUCAAGGAGAAAACGGCCACGUUAAAGCUUCCAGAUCAAGUGAAGUGGUUGAAGUUCAACUUCAUGGGUGAUGGCUUCUACAUAGUACAUUAUGAAGACGGAUGGACGGACUUGAUUGAUGCCUUGAAGGAUGUGAAUGUCCUCACCUGUAAAGACAAAGCAGCUCUCAUCAACAACAUCUUUGCUCUCUCCAGAUCGGGCAAGGUGUCUUUCAAAGAGGUCUUAAAUCUAAUGGAUUACAUCAAAAAUGAGACUGAGAUGGCUCCUCUGACCGAAGCUCUCUUCCAGCUUGGACAGAUCUUCAGGUUGCUGGACAAAAGAUCCGAGUUGAACUUGGCCUCUAGAAUGACGCAUUACAUUGAGGAGCAUUUUGGAGGUUUAAUGGAGAGUCAGUCAUGGGAUCUGGAAACUUCUGUGUCAAAUAUGACGCUCCGGUCUGCCCUGCUGGAGAUGGCAUGUUCUCUUAACAUUGCUAACUGCUCAACACAGGCCCAGCAUCUGUUCGAUCAGUGGCUCACUUCCAACAAGACUUCUCAGAUUCCCAGUGAUCUCAUGCGAACAGUCUUCAAAGUUGCUGCUCAGACAGAUGAAGGAUGGGAUAAGCUUUUCGUUGUGUAUAAAAACUCCAUCAAUGACCCAGAGAAGCGCAAGACGUUGGAAGCUUUGGCCAGCACUCAGGAUGUACGGAAAAUCGAAUGGAUCCUAUACAGAAGUCUUGAUGGGAGUGAGAUUCAAACUCAAGAGUUUCCUUUGGUCAUCAACACAAUUUGCAAGAACUUUGCUGGCUACCUCUACGCUUGGGAUUUUGUUAAGGAGAACUGGGAUAAAAUCACUCAAAAAUUUCCUGUCGGAUCCUUUGCCAUUCAGAGCAUCAUCAUGUCCGCAACCAGUCAGUUUUCCACAAAAACACAUCUCGUGGAGGCCCAGAACUUCUUCACUUCUCUGGGGAUGAAAGGUUCUCAGAUGAGGAUCGUGCAGGAGGCCAUUGAGACCAUUAAGCUGAACAUGCGAUGGAUUGAGAAUAACAUGAACACGCUGCAGACCUGGUUAUAGUGUGAGGAGGAGACGGCUCUUCUGUCGCGCCUCUCACUCCCUCAGGUGACGUCAGGUGUGAGUGAUAUUGCGGUCACAACAGCCAGAGCCAUAAAUGUACAACGUUAGGCCAAACUCAAAACAGAAGGGCAGAUUUACCUGGAUGUAAAGGGACCGUUUAAAAACAUUUCUUUUCAGGGUUUUCAGAGUUCUCCAGUGAGGUGUAAACUAGCCAGAAGCUUGCCAGAUAUCUGCCGAGAACCUUUAGCCUUUAAUGCAAGCUUAUGUAAAUUAACAAGUCUGGAUAUGAAUUGUAAAGCGUAUGUAUUUUCUAUUCUCCAAGUUCAAAGUGAAUUGAAACCAUAUAGUCAUUAUAUGAUUUCCUGUGUCAUAACUCGUGUUCGUUACUGCCGGGAAAGGCUGAUGCGUUGUCUUUUUGCGGUUUACUUGGGGCCCAACUCAGUUUUUGUAUGGCUCUGGCCUCGAGCACUAUUUGCACUAUUCAAAGAUUCAGCUUGCUCAGGGCAAAUCUGGUUGUUGUUAAAAUAUCAUGAUGCUUUUACACCCUUUUACUUUAUGGUGGUGGCUAAAGACUAAAACCUCCCAUCAGUGUCUCCUAAAUACGCUCUUUUAUCACGAUUUGCCAAAAAAAGAAAAAUAAUAAUAAUUCUGAAAUUAUGCCACAUGAGGGUGCUCACAAUCCCCCUUUCUUCUAAAUUUCUACGUUUUAUUUCUGUAUGUGGAGGUGAAUUUUUAAUCAUGUGCGUUGUCUGCCAUGCUUGAAUCCAGCACUGUGUAAAUGCUCUUGCCUUAGAAAUGUUCCAUAACCUUUCAUCCUUUGCACAAGAUGUAUUUUAGAGUUUAAUUUAGAGAUGAGUGUGUAUAUUAUGUAUUUUUUGUGCAGGCUUUGCAUAAAGGUAAAGGUUUGUCAUUGGAAUUAUUAUACUAGCAUUUCUGAAACAUUUCGGUGCAGAUUUUAUUUUGAGUUUUGCUCAUUACUGUUGUAAUACAUAUAAAAGAGGCAAUGAGUAAAACUCUGUGGUUUUACCCAUGUGAUUUGACAUGUAGAAAUAUAUUUGUAAGCAAGUUUUCAUGCACAGAGCUUUAGUUAACUUGUCAAAUUGCCACAAGACAAAAAAAAGGGGCUCUAAAGUCACAUCACUGAUUGAGAGUUGUUACAUUUUUCACUGGUUGCUAUUGAUUUGUAUUCCUCAAGGAUUUAAUUGUGUGUGUGUGUGUGUGUGUGUGUGUGUGUGUGUGUGUGUUUUUUUUUUUCAGAUUUUCAGGAAUUUUUUUGAAAAUGUCAAAUGUCACAACCUCACACAAAUGUAUGCGUCAAAGUGCACAUGUAUUCAGCUUCUUGGAAACUCAUGUUACAGUCCACAAAUACAUGCACAUUAUUUUGCUUUAAUGCACAAAAACUGAGAAAUGAUCAUGAGAUGUUGCUGACGUGAAUGUCCAUUUUUAUGCAUGUAUUUUUAAUAUAAUUUUAACUUCAUACAUACAUUUUUAGUUU